AUGGCGUCUGCAAUUGGCAAGGAAGGGACUUUUCAAGCACCGCAGGAGCCACAGGCUCAACAGAAGCCAGGUGAAGCCACUAAGCUAGAGUCAAGUGGAACUUUCGUUGAGUACGUGGGUUCGGGUAAACUGAAGGACAAGAAAGUCCUUAUUACCGGUGGAGACUCCGGAAUUGGACGUUCAGUUGCUGCACUAAUGGCGAGAGAAGGGGCGGAUGUCACUAUCUCGUAUCUGCCUGAAGAGCAGGAAGACGCCGAGGAGACGAAGAAACUGGUCGAGGCCGAGAACAGAACAUGCCUUCUGUUUCCAGGGGAUUUGUCUAAUCGAGAGACAUGUCGUCAGGCUGUUGAGGAGCAUAUGAAAAAGUUCAAGAAACUGAAUGUUCUUGUCAAUAAUGCUUCGAAGCAGUAUAUGUGCAAGGAUCUGGCACAGAUUGAUCUUGACCAAGUUGAACAUGUAUUUCAAACCAACAUUAUCCAGAUGUUCGCCCUGUCAAAAUUCGCCUUACCGCAUCUAUCACGAGGAGAUUCAGGCACAAGUGGUAUGGUCGACUACGCAGCGACGAAAGGUGCUAUUGUUGGAUUUACAAGGUCACUGGCAAAGCAGCUGAUGCCAAAGGGUAUUCGGGUCAAUGCUGUAGCGCCUGGCCCCGUCUAUACGCCUAUCCAGGUGGACACAAGAGCGCCAGAAGAAAUGGAAGACUUUGGCGCUGGAUCUUCUAUUGGUCGCCCUGGCCAGCCAAGCGAAGUUGCAACCAGUUUCGUUUUCCUAGCGAGUUCGGACGCUUCUCUUUACUAUGGUCAGAUAUUGCACUGUUACCCCCUAGGUGACUAA
Molecule: messenger RNA, 834 nt
Organism: Aspergillus oryzae RIB40
Lineage: Eukaryota; Fungi; Ascomycota; Eurotiomycetes; Eurotiales; Aspergillaceae
Product: oxidoreductase, short-chain dehydrogenase/reductase family
Exons: 7
Coding region: 1-834 (277 amino acids)
Molecular function (GO): oxidoreductase activity
Source: RefSeq, a predicted model, not a curated record